This is a messenger RNA of Ictalurus furcatus (blue catfish), 2229 nucleotides long. RefSeq names its product calcineurin-like EF-hand protein 1 (gene chp1). Bases 300 to 884 code for a protein of 194 amino acids. The record is from RefSeq and is a predicted model, not a curated record. Lineage: Eukaryota; Metazoa; Chordata; Actinopteri; Siluriformes; Ictaluridae. Gene Ontology annotation, molecular function: calcium ion binding. The transcript is spliced from 7 exons.
AGUGGAACACAGUAUCUAGAGUCUCUUAAGGUGUUGGUUAGUUAGCAGAAUUAGCUUUUCGGGGUGUGUGUGUGUAAAACGUUUGUCAUAAAAGAACCAGCCCGAGAGUGUUGAUAGAAGUAUUUGGGAAAUCUUUAGCGUGGAUACCCGGGGUAAAUAUAUCACGUCGUGUGUGUCUUGUUUUGUUUUGUUUUGGUUUUUUUAAGUUAGUGAGCUAUUCAGUGGCUGUGUGAAACCGUCAGCUUAGCCGGCUAAGCAGGAUAGUUGAGUUAGCGGACAGCACAAGACAGAGAAGAGACAUGGGGUCCAGAGCAUCGUCCCUACUCCGAGAGGAGGACAUCGAGGAGAUUAAAAAGGAAACUGGCUUCUCGCACAGUCAGAUCACUCGCCUCUACAGCCGAUUCCACAGCCUGGACAAGGGCGAGAACGGUGCUCUCAGCCGUGAAGACUUCCAAAGAAUUCCAGAGCUGGCCAUCAACCCUCUUGGUGAUCGGAUCAUUAAUGCCUUCUUCCCAGAGGGAGAGGAUCAGGUGAACUUCCGAGGAUUCAUGCGGACGCUGGCGCACUUCCGGCCCAUCGAAGACAACGAGAAGAACAAAGACCCGAACGUCGAGCCGCUCAACAGCAGGACCAACAAACUGCAGUUUGCCUUCCGUCUCUAUGACCUGGACCGAGAUGAUAAAAUCUCUCGAGAUGAGCUACUCCAGGUGCUGCGGAUGAUGGUGGGUGUGAAUAUUUCCGACGAGCAGUUGGGCAGCAUCGCAGACCGGACCAUCCAGGAGGCGGAUACCAACGGAGACAUGUGCAUCUCCUUCAGCGAGUUCAUCAAGGUGUUGGAGAAAGUUGACGUUGAGCAGAAGAUGAGCAUUCGCUUCUUGCACUGAAGCACCACUCGCUUCUCGCCGGACCCGACUCUAAUCCGAGGCCGUUUGCGCCAUGUGGAAUCCGCCGCCGCUGGUCCGUCGCAUUUCGGCCUCCUCCUGCUCCUAUUCCUCGUCUUACGGGCAUCGUCGCUUUUGUCUUUUUCUGUUCGUUUCUUCUGUCAAAUCAUCGCUCGCAAUCACACUCGCAUUGUUGUUUGGAUCAAAGGGAACUUUCACGUACCUUCAGUUGUUGAACCGGUCAGCCUGGCUGUAAUCGUAUUUAUUCUGGACAAUUCCUGGUUCGAACCCGGCUCGCUUAUUGUUCCGUUCAACAUAGCGAUGGAGUAAUUUGACCACCUGUCGUCGAUUAUCGUAUUCAGAGCCGAAUCUGUUGUUUGUUUGUUUUGUUUUGUUUUUUAAAUGUGAUCCGUCUGUCUUAAUCAACUUAACUCUCACUCCAAAAACAACCUUCAGCUUGACACUUUUCUUUACGGUUUUUUUUUUUUUUCUUUUCUUCUUGUCUUUAAUAUUGUGCUCAAGAUAUGUGAUUGUGAGACAUUUGCACAUUUCCCAAAAAAAAAAAAAAAAGUUUUCAUAACCGUAUUUCUGUAUAUCUGGGAGACGAGAUCAGCAAAGGAAGUAUUGAGAUAAAGGCUUAUUGUGGCGUCUUUUCUCUCCGGAUUUGACUGAACAUUUCCUGAAAGCAUUCCGACGCGUUCGGCUUGACAUUUAGCUCGUAUUUUAAGACCACAUGGUACGUGUGUUCGAGCCGACCGAUAGGAUUACAACCUGAGAUAAAUAAAUGAAUGAAUAUUUUCCUCCUCAGGUUAUAAUCCUGUCUGUCGGCUCGAACUAGCAGUGCGAUGUUGGUCGUUUAGUUAAACGAUGGCAUUGACCGCCGAGUCUGAUGGCCUUUUGAUUCACACAGUCGUAUAAACUGCUUUCUCAGUUUAGCGAGAAAUCGAGGUUCAGUAGGCUGCACUGUCCAAGCCUUCACACAGCUCAGCACUGUUGAUUUGUGCUGUUUCAUCAACUGCCUCAAGUGAUCAAAUGUUAAUUUAUUUUGCGUACGCUACCAUAAUCGCGUCACUGCUGAUUAUGAAAAUUCUCUUCCUUGUAUAUUAGUUCAUCAGGAUUUGCUGGUUCUCUCUUCAUGCAUACGUCGGUGUAAUGUUCUAGAUAGUCGCUGAUAAUGAUUGUGGGUUUGUAACUUUUAAGAGAUGGACUGGAAAUUAAUGUCAUUAUUUUACUACUCAGUGGGGUUUAUUAGUUAUAUAUUCUGUCAUACAGAUAUUAUAGGGAAAGUAAGAAAGAAAGUAUAAUUUUUUUUUUUUUUUUUUGGUCAAAUAAAAAUUUAAGUGCCAUA